UCGGGUGCAUGGUCGCGUCUUGCUAGUUGGCGGCACGUUUUCCCUAUUCUUUUAGACCGUCGUAAGGAGAGCGCUUUCGAGAGCGGGGUGGGCGCCAGCAGAACAAAUUUAGGAGAGCGGCGAGGAGGCCUGCAAGCGCCAGAAAGCUCAGCGACAUGUCUCUUACGUGCUUUAUCAGUAAUGAGGUCACAGACCGGCCUUGCGUGUCUCCACUAUCAGGUCAUGUCUUUGAUAGACGCCUGAUUGAGAAGUAUCUGGCUGAAAAUGGGACAGAUCCAGUAACUAAUCAACCAUUGAGUGAAGAUCAGUUAAUUGAUAUUAAAGUUGCUCAUCCAAUUCGUCCAAAGCCACCUUCAGCUACAAGUAUCCCUGCAAUCCUCAAGUCCCUGCAGGAUGAAUGGGAUGCAGUAAUGCUUCACAGCUUCACUCUGCGGCAGCAGCUACAGACAACUCGCCAAGAACUUUCACAUGCUCUCUAUCAACAUGAUGCUGCUUGUCGUGUUAUAGCCCGUCUUACUAAAGAAGUAACAGCCGCACGUGAAGCUCUGGCAACACUGAAGCCACAAGCUGGUAUUUCUGUGCAGGCCAAUCCUACCCCUCAAGCAGGGGUAGCGGGAUCAGUGGAAGCUAUGGACUUGGGAGAAUUGGUGGGAAUGUCGGCAGAAAUCAUACAGAAGCUUCAAGACAAAGCAACUGUGCUCACCACAGAGCGUAAGAAGCGAGGAAAGACAGUCCCAGAGGAUCUUGUCAAGCCAGAGGAACUCGGCAAAUAUCAUCAAGUUUCCUCACAUGUGGGAUUACACAGUGCGAGUGUUCCUGGCAUUUUGGCUUUAGACUUGUGUCCAACAGACACCAACAAAACCCUUACAGGUGGGGCUGAUAAGAGUGUAGUGGUAUUUGAUGCCAUGUCUCAGCAGAUCCUUGCAACUCUUAAAGGUCAUACCAAGAAGGUCACUAAUGUUGUGUUUCAUCCUUCCCAGGAGCUUGUGUUCUCUGCCUCGCCUGACUCUACAAUACGUGUCUGGUCUGUGCCAGAAACCUCCUGUGUUCAAGUUUUAAGAGCUCAUGAAGGAGCGGUGACUGGUUUAAGUCUGCAUGCAACUGGAGACUAUCUUUUGAGCUGCUCAGAUGACCAGUACUGGGCAUUUAGUGACAUUCAUGCAGGACGUGUUCUCACAAAAGUAACAGAUGAGACUUCAGGCUGUGCUCUUACCUGUGCUCAGUUUCAUCCCGAUGGACUCAUUUUUGGAACAGGGACAAUGGAUUCUCAAAUUAAGAUCUGGGAUUUGAAGGAACAGUCAAAUGUGGCUAAUUUUCCUGGACAUUCUGGACCUGUAUCGUGUGUGGCAUUUUCAGAAAAUGGUUAUUACCUAGCAACUGCUGCUGACGACUCCAGUGUCAAAUUGUGGGAUUUGCGUAAACUAAAGAACUUCAAGACACUGCAACUAGAAGAAGGAUACCAGGUGCGAUCAUUGGUAUUUGAUCAGAGUGGUACAUAUCUCGCAGUUGGAGGGACUGACAUCCAAGUUUAUAUCUGCAAGCAGUGGGCUGAAGUUUUGCACUUUACAGAUCACAGUGCGCUUACAACAGGUCUGGCAUUUGGCCAGAAUGCGAAGUUUCUGGCAUCUACAGGCAUGGAUCGAAGUCUACGUUUUUACAGUCUUUGACGUGGCAGUGUGGACAUAAUGCUGUUGAAACCACGCCAUUGACAUAGUUUGCAUAACAUGCUUAUGACUUGUAAUAUGUUUGUAACAUCUGUGUGGUUGAUAGCUGAACUAUUGGAGUGUAUUCUCUUCUGCAGGAGCUGUUCUUCAUAACUACUAAGAUGCUACCAGAGCAUAGUGCUCUUAUACAGCUUUAUGUGGCUUCUACAAGCUUCUCUAGCAGUUUUGUAUCUUGACCCCUGGAACUUUAUUUUAUUCUUUUAACUUAGUGAUUUUUCUUUUCCUCCUCUGUUUUCUUUUUUCUUUUUUUUUUUUUUUUAA
Hyla sarda is the source of this 1985-nucleotide messenger RNA. RefSeq names its product pre-mRNA processing factor 19 (gene PRPF19). Gene Ontology annotation, cellular component: cytoplasm; Prp19 complex; U2-type catalytic step 1 spliceosome. The transcript has 16 exons. Lineage: Eukaryota; Metazoa; Chordata; Amphibia; Anura; Hylidae. Gene Ontology annotation, molecular function: protein binding; ubiquitin protein ligase activity. Gene Ontology annotation, biological process: DNA repair; protein ubiquitination; mRNA splicing, via spliceosome. The record is from RefSeq and is a predicted model, not a curated record. The coding region runs from base 156 to 1667 and encodes 503 amino acids.